This is a messenger RNA of Dermatophagoides farinae (American house dust mite), 1181 nucleotides long. It is a transcript of the gene Aos1, whose product is annotated as SUMO1 activating enzyme subunit 1. NCBI's taxonomy places the organism in Eukaryota, Metazoa, Arthropoda, Arachnida, Sarcoptiformes, Pyroglyphidae. The record is from RefSeq and is a predicted model, not a curated record. Gene Ontology annotation, cellular component: SUMO activating enzyme complex; cytoplasm. Gene Ontology annotation, biological process: protein sumoylation. Gene Ontology annotation, molecular function: SUMO activating enzyme activity.
CAUCACAUGCCACUUGAUUCUUUAUUAGAAUUAGAAUUAUAAUCAAGAAACAAUUGUCUGAAUUUUCUUUAAUUUUCAAAAUUUUCAACAAAAAAAAAUGUUUACCGAUGAAGAAGCAAAAGUUUAUGAUCGACAAAUUCGUCUUUGGGGUGUUCAUGCUCAACAACAGAUUCGUGCAACCGAUGUUUUUCUUGUUUGUCUGGAUGGAUUAGCCACCGAAGUAGUUAAGAAUUUAGUUUUAGCCGGUAUUAAUUCGAUUACAAUACUUGAUGAUCAACCUGUAACACAAUUCGAUAUGUUAUCCAAUAUAUUCAGUCGUAAUCAAAUCGGUAUGAAUAGAGCGGAAGCAUGUCAAAAAGCCGUCAAUCAAUUGAAUCCAAUGGUCAAAGUGAACAUAAAGAAUGGUUCGCUAUCAACAUUGUUAUCCGAUGAAAUGGACGCAAAAAGUUUUCUUAAAUCCUUCAAUGUUGUUAUACUCGUUAACAAUGGUCUAGAUAUGGCUAUCAAACUUAAUCGAUUCUGUCAUGAACUUUGCAUACCAUUCUUUUUCGCUUGUUCGUGGGGCUAUCUUUCUAUGGUUUUUCUCGAUCUUGCAAAACAACAUAAUGGCAUCGAUUUUAUUCCAAUCAAACAAGCAUUCGAACGGAAAACAAUCACAUUGAAGAAUAGUGGAAAAAACAAUAUUUCAAAACGUGAAAUGAUUAAAAUAGAAAAGUUGAAAACCAUUUUCCUUCCAAUACUAACAUUAUUCCGUUAUCAUGAUAAAAAUGGUAAAUUUCCCAUACUUUGUGCUGAAUCCGAUCAGAAUAUGAUGGAAGAAAAGUUAAAAACAAUUGAAAAGGAAAUUUUAAAUGAAUUGAAUACAGCUGGCAGUGGCGACAGUCAACAACAAGGAUGGAUAUCAACAACGACAACAUUGAAUUGUGAUUGGCCGCGAAAAAUCUAUGGCCAAUUUACCUUCAUCAGCAGUAUUGUAGGUGGAUUUUUAGCACAAGACGUGAUUCGUACUGUGACUGACGAUGAUUCGAUUGAUUAUAAUACAUUUCUAUUCUAUGAGAUUAAUGGUCAUAAUAUUAAUAUUGGCCUAUAGUUUAUGAUCGAUCGUUAAAUGACCAAAUUGAUGAAUGAAAGAUUUUCAUUUAUUAUCUAAAGAUGAAUAAACAAUAAUCAAUAAUCACCAU